CAAUUUCGAGAGGCUUAGAUUCUCAGGUUGAGUGGGUGGCAGAUUUAACUCUCCCACACAUGGCAGGCCUCCAUAUUCAUUUAUCCUCUCGAGAGGCCCCACCACCAUUAUCACCAUAACCACCUGUAUCAGAUUACUUCAUAAUCAACAAGAACAGAACAAAACAAGCAAAUCCUCCCCACCAUUAUUUCUCUGGUCUCUGCGGCUGCAGCCUGCAGCAGCAACUGGACUGCUGUUAUUAUCAAGUGAUGAAAACCCUAACAAGUUCUUGUUCAAACGUCAUCCUUGACAAAAAAGGAGACAACAGACCCGUUUUCUCUUUCAGAGAAUUGAGACAUGAAGUUAGUAUUUUGCCAUCAAAGAAGCUUGUUCAUAGUGUUGGCUUCUUGCAUUGGCUAUGUGUGAAACAUAAGCCUAUCUGUCCAAUUCGUGUUUCUUCUUCUUUCUCACCUGAGUCCCAGGCAUACUUGGAGGCUGAAGAUGCUCAAAACCAAGAAACAAAUGAUUCAAAGACAGUUCAUGUCAAAUUCCAGCUACGGAAGGAGUGCUCCUUUGGAGAACAAUUUACCAUAGUAGGAGAUGAUCCUUUGUUGGGAUUAUGGGAUCCUGAAAGUGGAAUACCAUUGAACUGGUCAGAUGGGCAUCUUUGGACUGUUGAGAUGGAUAUACCAGUUGGAAAAUCCAUCCAGUUCAAGUUCAUACUAAAAGGAAUUGCUGAGAAGAUUUUCUGGCAACCGGGUCCUGAUCGAAUUCUCCCAACGUGGGAAACCAGUAAUACCAUCGUAGUUUGGGAAGAUUGGGAAGAUGCUGCAUUGCAGAAGAUAACAGAGGAAGAACCAUCUGCUAAUGGGAGUGAGGAACCUGUUGUCAACCCAGAAUCGCUGAUUGUUGCCGAGAACUUGACUUGUCAAAAGGAAGAGGUGGUUUCUGAUAUGAGCAAUGGAGCAGUUACCGUGGAUGUGAGUUCUAACCCAGAAAAGAAACCAUCGCCAGUGACUUGCAAGAAAGCAAUUGUUGCUGAUAACAUUUAUCCUGUGCAAGAGAAACCUCUAGCUAUUGUAGCAGAUAACAUCAGUGACUCAGAGGGGGCUUCUACUGUGGAUGUGAAUGUUAGCAAUGCAGUAUUAAGUGAAAAGAGAACCAGUCACCAGGAGGAAGAACAGAGAACUACAUCAAGCAAGAGUACAGUGGUUAGAGAGGAUGUUGUCAGAAAUGAUGAUGCUCCAACAGCCAUAAACUCAGCAAACUCUGAUGUCCAAGGAAGUCUGGUUACUUGUGGAGGAGAUGCUGUUCUGGUUACUGGCUUGUCUGCAGCAACAGGGAUACCAAGUGAAGCAGCUAUUGACAGUGAAGAAAGAUGCCAUGCCUUUGAUGCCUCUGUUGGAGCUGGUGAAAAGAAUCACAAUUUGCCAGAGUUAGAUGAGAAGCGUGAAGUCGGUGAUGAACCACUUCAAGGAGAAACAAUGGAUGGGUUCAACGAUGAGGAGCCGCAGGGCAACGAGAUCAUACACAAACCACUGGUGAAAGAAGUAAAGUGUGAUGUUGAUGACAAUCCACAUCGAGAAGAAUCAAUCAAAGGGCUCGAUGAUGAGGAGCAGCACAGCCAUGAACUCGUAUAUAAGCCACGGGCCAAAGAAGAAAAGAAGCAAGAGUUUGUAAGAAACUGUGUUGUUCAAAAUGACCUGCACUGGAUACAGAAGCUGCUAACCAGUUUAGGGUUGCUGUAGCAUCAAGAAAGCAGAAAAACAAUUUAUUCUAUGCCUGAUUCUGUGCUACCUAGUUGCCCUACAUUUUUGAAGUGGCCUGGGCAGCGAGACAAUUGCAGCCGUGUGUAUAGACGAUUGUGACUAAGCCAUGAUGUUGCUGUAAUCUAUUCCACUAGAUUGCUCAAGUUUUGUUCUUUUAUUGUUUUAUAAUGCAAUAUGUACAUAGUGACAGCUUAUUCUUUAUCAUGUGUGACAUGGAGAUGAGAACAAUGGUAGUUUUGCAAGCAAGACGCUGUUAUUUUCUCCUGAAUGCUGCAGGUUGAAGAAAUGUGUGAAAGCAGUGCUAAUAUUCCUGUACUGUCUGUUAUUCCCAGCACAAACAAUGACAAUUACAUAUUGUUUUAGUU
Messenger RNA from Populus trichocarpa (black cottonwood), 2113 nucleotides. RefSeq lists its product as uncharacterized. The transcript is spliced from 5 exons. The record is from RefSeq and is a predicted model, not a curated record. Bases 249 to 1727 code for a protein of 492 amino acids. Gene Ontology annotation, molecular function: starch binding. Gene Ontology annotation, cellular component: membrane. Lineage: Eukaryota; Viridiplantae; Streptophyta; Magnoliopsida; Malpighiales; Salicaceae.